Messenger RNA from Salvelinus namaycush (lake trout), 718 nucleotides. It is a transcript of the gene igfbp6b, whose product is annotated as insulin-like growth factor binding protein 6b. Gene Ontology annotation, cellular component: extracellular region. Gene Ontology annotation, biological process: regulation of insulin-like growth factor receptor signaling pathway. The coding region runs from base 110 to 718 and encodes 202 amino acids. The transcript is spliced from 4 exons. The record is from RefSeq and is a predicted model, not a curated record. NCBI's taxonomy places the organism in Eukaryota, Metazoa, Chordata, Actinopteri, Salmoniformes, Salmonidae. Gene Ontology annotation, molecular function: fibronectin binding; insulin-like growth factor II binding; insulin-like growth factor I binding.
GAGAAAGAGAUAAAUAUACAUCCAGAAAUAGCAUCAGCCACAUUUGACUGACAGAGAGAGAAAGAGAGAGAGAGUGUGUGUGGAGCUUAACCUGAGACCUGGACAGAAAAUGCCUCUCCUUUCUAACUUAACGACUAUUGUCUUGUUGCUGAUUGCUCACUGCGGAUCUUGGAUUCUGGCUAACCGCUUGGGCCCCUACAAGGGUUGUCCCUCCUGUAGAGAAUCUUUGGGGGCAGGUCGGGCCCCCCGGGACCAUAUUGGACAAGCAGGCAGCACAUCCAUGUUGGCCCAGGGAGAGCCCUGUGGUGUGUACACCAUGAGCUGUGCCAAGGGGCUGCGCUGCGUGCCCCCUCCUCAGGAACACAGCCCGCUCCAGGCGCUGCUGCAGGGCAGGGGCUUCUGCACCAAGCACAGCAGGACCAGUCCCACGGAGAGGCCCCACCCCACAGGUCCACAUCCUUCACAAAGUGGUGAAAUAGAAAAGGCACCCUGCCGUAAGCUGCUCAAUAGUGUUCUGCGGGGUAUUGAGCUCACUAUCUUUCAGUCUGAUCGUGACAUCUAUAUCCCCAACUGUGACACUCGGGGCUUCUACAGGAAAAAGCAGUGUCGCUCCUCCAAGGGUAUGCAGCGUGGCCACUGUUGGUGUGUGGAUGAGCUGGGUACCGCCUUGCCCUCACGUGCAAGCGAAGACGGCACUUUACCAUGCGAUGGAGAGUGA